CUGUAUACAUCACCAGCAUAGUCCCUGUAUAGAAACUGUGGGCCUGUACAGAAUCAUAACUGAAACGGCAUCCAGUACUUGCUCUUUAUCACUGCACCACCAUACUUCACAUCUGCCAAGGAGAAGUUGUUUAUAUUGCCUCAUGACUUGGUUUGCCACCUGUUACUAAUGUUACUUGAUGCCAAUGCUAUUGGGAAAGACAGGCUAAUAUAUUAUUUCUAGAAAAGGUGGAAACCUAACUUACAUAUUUUAUACUGUGAGAUUUCAUCCUGAUAAAUGUUUUGUUUAUUUAAAAUUGGCAGGACAACCAUAAUCCCACACACAAUAGCAAAACUGUACCUUGUGUUUUCAGGUCCCCUCCCUAAGAUGUGUGAAUUCCUCCCUCCUUACGAGGGUAAGGUGGCGCCAUGCAGUAAGGAGCAGGUUUUCUCCAUGCAGAGAGCUAUGCAGGUGUGGUAUGUGGGUGAGGCUCUGUAGGCAAAGAGUCAGCUGAGUUUCAGUUGUAGUCAGUGUGAAACACACUCAAACAGGGAAUGAUAGGGGGAAAUAUGGGCUAUGCUGUUGCUGAUGGAUGGGGACCCUUGGAAACAGUGGGACACAUGGUUAUUAAUCUACCAGCAGAGCAGCGCAUUUUCCUGACUGGCCAGGUAUCAGCCUUGGCCCUGGCAUUCUUGUUCCGCUGGUAUCUACCUACCUCACAAUAUGGUCCAAUAUUCAGACACAGCAUAGCUUCUCUGUUUGGCAUCUGCCUGUCCAUCUACUGCUUUGGCUGGCUUACCCUAUUUCUUAUUGGAGAACUGGUCCUAGGAUACCUUCUGCUGCUGCUUGCGGAUUCUAGAAGAGUCCAUGUGUAUACUCUGUUCCUAACUAUGGCAUAUCUGACACUUUUCCAUGUUCAGAGAUUUCUAUACCCUGCAGAAGAUCAGCUGGACUUCACUGUACCCUUGAUGAUGUUGACUCAGAAAAUAAGCAGAGUGGCUUUCGAAUUUCAUGAUGGCCAUUUCCAGACAGAGAAACCUCUCAGCCCAUUACAGAGACGUCUUGUUAUUCGGCCCCUGCCUUCCCCUCUCAGCUAUGUCAGCUACACCCUAGGUUUCUUGGGACUUCUGGCUGGUCCUGUGUGUUCAUAUAAUGACUACCAGAUAUUUAUCCAUGGGAAUGAGAAGACUGGGAACCCAAAUGUUGCUGUGUCCAGAAAGCUAAGUCUCUGCUGUCUCCUUCUGGGUGCCCACCUUGUCCUAUCAGAUCGUUUCUCUAUAUCUGAUGACCAGGGUUGCUCUGUGUUUGGUCAGUACUUGGAUCUUUACCUAAUGGCAGCCUCCAGAAGACCGAAGUAUUAUUUUGCAUGGACCCUAGCAGACGCUAUUAAUAAUGCAGCUGGAUUUGGAUACAAUGGCAUAUCUGAAGAUGGAACAGAGAGAUGGGAUCUGCUGUCCAAUCUGGAUAUUGUGAAGAUUGAGACUGCUACAAGCUUCAAGAUGUUUAUCGAUAACUGGAAUAUACAGACUGCAGUGUGGCUGAAAGAGGUUUGUUAUGAUCGAAGCACAUAUAACCCUCUGUUGUCCACAUUCAUGUUGUCAGCUGUUUGGCAUGGAGUACAUCCAGGCUACUACCUCACCUUUCUCACUGCUGUUCCUAUCACUUUGGCUGCCCGGAAUGCGAGGAGAACCAUACGCCCAUGGUUCCAGGGUAAUGCUCUAAAUAAAACAGUCUAUGAUGUGAUCACCUGGUUGUGUACCCAGAUAGCAAUGAGUUACACCGUGGCUCCAUUUAUGCUGCUUGAGCUGGGUCUGUCACUUAAACUGUACAGAUCUCUGGGCUUCUCGCUACAUAUACUCCCUGUGUUCUUACUUCUGGUACUUCCCAAAACCUUAAAACCUCACAGUGCUGAGAAAAGCAGAAGCACCACUACAGUAUGUGAAAAAAAAAUGAAAUGAAGAAAGAAGCUUGAGGGAGUUAGUGGAAGAUGGCAAAUGUGUGAGUGUGUAGGAGUAACAGCAAUGACAGCUUUACUUUUUUCAUUCUGAAGGACAAGAUGUGAUUAAAAUACAAGGUUCACUUCUGUGAUACAUUCAGCAUUGUGCUGCUCUAGAAUAUGUUUAUAGAAUUGUGCUGCUUGUGAUGUCUGGAUGCAGUCUUUUGCACAACUGUCUUCCUUAUUAGGAAACAGAGCUCAUUUACUAACCGGGGCAUAUUUACACCAGUGUGGUAACCAAUCAUCAUCAUUUAUUUAUAUAGAGCUGUCAAGAUACGCAGUGCUUAACCAAUGCAACUAAUGUAAAGCUUAAA
This is a messenger RNA of Xenopus laevis (African clawed frog), 2289 nucleotides long. Its product is annotated as lysophospholipid acyltransferase 2. The record is from RefSeq and is a predicted model, not a curated record. Bases 534 to 1937 code for a protein of 467 amino acids. The transcript is spliced from 13 exons. NCBI's taxonomy places the organism in Eukaryota, Metazoa, Chordata, Amphibia, Anura, Pipidae.